Messenger RNA from Triticum turgidum subsp. durum (durum wheat), 828 nucleotides. The record is from the annotation of a GenBank genome assembly. Lineage: Eukaryota; Viridiplantae; Streptophyta; Magnoliopsida; Poales; Poaceae.
AUGGGUUUGCUUCCAACUCCUAAGCAAGUCUACGGUCGGACGCCACGGUAUCUAAAGAACAUCAAUAUGACUACAACUGAUGGAUCACCAUAUGAAGUUGAACAUGACGUUUGGGAGGUAAUAGCAAAGAUGAAGGAGCAUAUAAAAAAGCAAGACCAGAUUAUUAAAGAUAUGAAUAACAAAGAAGGCUAUGUCAAUAAUGGCAUAGAAGAGGAAAACCUCCAAUCAGAUGAUAAUGGUAUUUCUCGGUCACCAGUACUGCUUGGUAAAACAAAGAGAAUCCAGUGCAAUGGACCCAUUGAGGCACGCUCGUCUAUGCAACAUGACAUUCCUGAGGAUAAUAAUUUAUCAUGUUCGCAUGAAAAGGUUGGCGACCAUGAUGUCAACCAAUUACAAAUUCAACAAAAUUCAUCAUCACCACAAGACCUUGUUAUUGAUUCUGUGCUAGAGGUGAGGGAAAUGAGGAAUAUUACGGGUGAAUCUGUUUCAAGACCGAACCAGCAAAGGACUAGAACUGAACACCCACACCGCUCAAAAAUAAGGCGUUCUUCUUCCAUCAAGGCUGCUUCCAAAGUAGUCUUAAAGACUUCAACAUAUCCCAACAAGCGGAAUGUUGCGUAUGGUACUAUUCGGAGUACUGAUCCAAGAACUAAGGCUGGUGGUAUUGAGUUAAGUGCUGAAUUUGCUCUUGUGCGCAUAGACGAACCUAUUCUUGAUAAUGAGGAGUUGGUAAGGGAAGUUUCUGAUUGCAAGAUAAUUGGCGAGGCUUUCACUUCAGGAUACUUAAUUGCCUGGCCUUCAGCUUUUAUUCGAGAGAAGGAUGGUUGA